This is a messenger RNA of Knipowitschia caucasica, 522 nucleotides long. Lineage: Eukaryota; Metazoa; Chordata; Actinopteri; Gobiiformes; Gobiidae. The record is from the annotation of a GenBank genome assembly.
AUGUCAUUUACUUCAGCACACGGAAGCACUCGGGCCAGACUCGGGCCAGACUCGGGCCAGACUCGGGCCAGACUCGGGCCAGACUCGGGCCAGACUCGGGCCAGACUCGGGCCAGACUCGGGCCAGACUCGGACUCGGGCCAGACUCGGGCCAGACUCGGGCCAGACUCGGGCCAGACUCGGGCCAGACUCGGGCCAGACUCGGGCCAGACUCGGGCCAGACUCGGGUAGCUCCAUCCAGGAGCUCGCCAACCUCCUUUCAGGUAGCUCCAUCCAGGAGCUCACCAACCCCCUUUCAGGUAGCUCCAUCCAGGAGCUCGCCAACCCCCUUUCAGGUAGCUCCAUCCAGGAGCUCGCCAACCUCCUUUCAGGUAGCUCCAUCCAGGAGCUCACCAACCCCCUUUCAGGUAGCUCCAUCCAGGAGCUCACCAACCCCCUUUCAGGUAGCUUCAUCCAGGAGCUCGCCAACCCCCUUUCAGGUAGCUCCAUCCAGGAGCUCGCCAACCCCCAUUACCUGUCGUGA